Molecule: messenger RNA, 4569 nt
Organism: Plasmodium gonderi
Lineage: Eukaryota; Apicomplexa; Aconoidasida; Haemosporida; Plasmodiidae
Exons: 3
Coding region: 1-4569 (1522 amino acids)
Cellular component (GO): membrane
Molecular function (GO): palmitoyl-(protein) hydrolase activity
Source: RefSeq, a predicted model, not a curated record
AUGUCUACAAUUAUGUUUUGCAAAAAAAUGUUUAAAUCUUUAAAAAAAAAUAGUUCGUGUAUCGUUUUCUUCUUAACAGUACUCUAUUUAUAUUACACAUAUAUCUCCUUGUUUUUGUCUGUGUUAAACAAUACCUUAUUCUACCUGUUUGUGAACAUUUUAUUGUUCUACAUAUGUUUCAAUUUUGUUGUAAGGGCUUUGACAUACCCCGGGAGUCUGUUUAUAUACUUCCACAAGACAAAUUAUGACAAUAAAGUUGAACUAUGCAAAUUUUAUAUGAAGGAAUCCGUAAAAUUGUCACUUAUUAUAAGUGAGCUUCGAAUAAAUGUUAAGGAAAUACUUAAAUGUGAAAAUGAACCUAAUAGAAAUCUUAAAAUUAAAUUAGAGCAGCUGUUUUCAAGUAGUAAUAACAAAGAUAACUAUUUUAAUUUUUUUAGUAGUUUAUACAUAUUCUACACCCUAUACAUUAGUUAUUAUCUGUAUGUGAAUUUAGAAGAAAAUGUAGACUUCACUGAUGAACAAUUAAAUUUUUAUUACUAUUUAAAAAUUUUCAUGAUAAAAAUAAAUGAAUUGAAAAUAUAUAUACAUCAAGAUGACAUACUAUAUCCGGAAAUGCUUACAGAAAUAUCAAUACACAAGGAUAUCAACAAAACAGUACAUGAGUUUAUAAGUAAGAAAAACACUACAUAUAGACAAUUUUAUGAGAAUAUCAUAGAAAAGGAAAGAGAUACAAAUUUGCAAUACCCAAGAUGGAUAUUCAACGUAUGGAAGUAUAUAUCUAACAAGAAAAAUGAAAAUGAAUGUAAGAUCCCGGAGGAACGUAUGAAAUUGAUAUCAGAAAAGGUGAAUGAGAAAAUUCAUAGCGACCUGAGCAGCACAUAUAACAAUUUAUUCCAUAGAAGGAACGGUAAUAGGAAGGAAGAAGGAUUAAUAAGCAGCUAUUCUGAGGAGUAUAAAAAAAUGUGUAACAUUUCCAAUUACAACAUAAAAAGUGAAGAUCAUAAUUUGAAAAAUAAAGAGAAUUCUACAAAUGAAAUGCAUUCUAAUUACGUCGAUAUAAAUAUUUUGAGCCUAUUUCAUCAUGAAAAUUAUGAAAAAUCAAUUACUCAUGUCAAUUAUAAAAACUUUUUCAUGAUUAUACAAUGCGAGAAUGUUUUGAAAUUGUUAGAUGAUUUAACAUUUUUUUUGAAUAAACUAGGUGAGCUUUUUAAACUAAACUCAUUAAAAGAAAGUAUAGACAUAAAAAAACUUCCCAUAUACAUUAAUAAUUACAUAAAAAAUCACAUAGCAGGAACAUUGGAUUUAUUUAAAUAUGAAUUGAUUUAUAAAUAUUAUGGAAAGCAGGAAUAUUUGGUGAUUAAUAAGGAAAAACUAGAUUGUAUGUUUAUACCAUGUAAGAAAUUUCUAAGUGAUAAGAUGCAAAAAUAUAUGAAGUUGAUAAAAACGAUAGGAAAAAAGGGGUUAUACGAUAUGUAUAAUAUGAAUACUCACUGUAAUAGUUACAUUUAUUUAAAUGCCUUCAAUAAUGAUUUCUACAAUUUCAUUUAUCAUGAUGAUUAUUUACAUGAUAUACCAGUAGUGUUAUAUUUUAAUCCAAAUGCAGCAUAUUAUGAAUUAAAUGCUUGUUAUUCUGAAUCACUUAAAUUUUAUAUAGAAAACAAUAUGAACGUUUUUGUUUAUAAUUAUCGAGGUUACAGUAAAUCAAGCGGUUACCCAAAUUUGAACAGAAAUAAUUUAGAUGCUUUAAAAAUUGCAGAAUAUCUUUUAUCAAAAAAAAUAAAACAUUUAGGGUUACAUGGAACAUCUAUCGGGGGCCCCUUAUGUUCAUACGUGUCGUAUCAUUUAUGCAAUUUUAAUGAACAAAAUAAGAACUCCGAAAUUUUGGGAAAACUAUAUAAAAAUGAAGCACACAUGAAAAUCACUAACAAACAAAUAAACAAAACGGUAAGAUUGAUGAAUAGGAAAAAAGACAAAAUUCUAAAUAUUCUAUUAAUCCCAUUUAAAUAUAUUAUAUUACUGUUACACUUCAUUAUAUUAUGCAAGCUAAAAGUAACCAACAUAAGGAUAAAGAGAAAGAUUAAUAUGAACAACAGAAAAAAAAAAAAACUUCGAAUCAAUGGUGAUAAGCUCAAUAAUGGAAGUGAUGAUAACAAUAGGAACAAUAAUAACGACAGUAAUUAUUGUAAUAAUAGUAAUAACUGUGAAAAUGUACAAAAGCCAAAGAUAUCCUUUGUAUGUAUUGACAAAUCGUUUUACAAUUUCGAAGAGGUGGCAAAAUACAUGCUAGGGGAAUACGCCUACAACAUUUUGCAGUUUACCUCGUAUAAACUAGAUAUAACAAAAUAUUAUAUGAGUUCCAAUGUGCCCAAAAUAUUAAUUUAUGAUAAUAAUGACGAAAUAAUUCAUUAUAUGUCAAAUGUAGUUACAGGUGUGUCAAAAGGAAUAUCUAAAUUGUAUAAAAGUGAUCAGGGGAAAGUAGGUUGUACCAAGGAUUUUAGUGAAAAUGAAGAAAAUCUAUUGCCCUUGAUAACUAGCUGUUGUGAUGAUGAGAUGGAUGCAGAAAGGGAUGACUUAGCUAUGGCACAGAAAAUGAUUUAUCACAAUUUAUGCACUAAUGAGAAGAAUCAGGAUGAGAAGAAGCAGACGGAAUUGCAUAAACGGAAUGGACAGGAAGUGGAGGAAGAAACGGAGCACUAUAAAAAACGAAUCUUUUUCAAGAGUCCAAAUGAAAAUAUGACUUUUGUUGAUCAUCUAAUUAUUGAUGAAAAUGUGGACAAAUGCUGGUUUGAUAAUAAACUGAAAAAACUAGAUAUGGAGCUGUUUUUGCAAAGCUGGAAAGUACUAAACGAUUGCAUUUUGUUUUUGAAUAAAUCUUCUACUACGAAUAAUUCUUUCAUUUCCAUAGGUUUAGAGACAUAUAAAUUUAUUAUGUCUUUAUAUAAUUAUAAGGAGCAUAAUUUAGAAAAGCAGACGCACAAUGCUAUAUAUUGUAUUUAUAAUGAUAAUAUAAGUUUCAUGAAUAAAUUUAAAAAAGUAAACUGUAACUAUGAAGAUUUUUUAAUGUCAGAGUCUAUGUAUAAAGAAAGGUGUUCUACCAAAGAUAAUAUAUAUGAUAUGCUACAGGAAAAUGAAGAUUUUAUAUUUGAAAUGGAUAAGCUUGAUAAAAUAUUGAAAGAUUUAUACAUGUCCAAAAGGAAAGAAGUUGAAAAGGUUCAUUUUACAUAUAGUGGGUUCUUUUUAAAAAAUGAUUACUUAUAUAAUUACAUAAAUACAAAAAAUAGAAAAAAGGAUGAUCCUGCUUUUAAUAUAGAAGAUAUGGAUAUUAUAAAUUUUUUAAAUGAGUUUAGUGAUUCUAUAACUGAAAUUGUAAAUACAGUAAAUUAUAAUUUGAAUUCAUGUGGACAAUUAUUUAGCGAAUUGAAUAAUGUACUAGAAAAGGAGAAAAUAUGUUUUUUAAAAUCUUUUAUUUUUAGAAUGAAGGUAUAUGGAUCGUACCCUUCUCAAUGUUUCCUUUCAUCCUAUGAACAACAAUAUUGUAAUUCUAUUUAUCAAAUUCCUUUUAUUUUAUCACAAUGCUUUGAUCAAGGUGAUCUAAACGGGAGGACAAAAAUGAAAAAUGAUAAACAUUGUUUUAUCAAUAAAGAAGGAUCUGACGAACCCUUGUCUGAUGGGGAAUAUUCGAACAGCGAUUGUGAAAAUGUAUAUUUCUUACGUACUAAUUUGGAAAAGAGAACAAUCAAAAUUAAAGGAAAACGAAAUAAAGACGAUUUUCAAUUGAAUAACAAGUGUACACAAGAUUUUAACUGCAGUAUGUUUCCUCCCUAUGUGAUAGUAAAAAAGUCCAUGUUUUUGCACGAUUUAAUUAUAUGUUUGAAUUAUUUUAAGAAAGAUGGUGGUUCCUCUUUUGGAUCUUUGAAUGUAUUUUAUAAACUAGAAGAGAAUACAUACAUAAUAGAUAUAAAACAGCUAUAUCAUGCUUUAGAGGAAAAAAACAAGGAUAAUACGAUUCUCCUAAAAAGUAGGAAUUUUCUUCAUAUAUUUUCAAACGAUGUUGGAAUUAAUAUAAAUAAUGCUAAUUUAUCGAAUGAACUAGAAAAAUAUGUAAGCUGGAUGCGAUUAAACAAUAGAAUGAGUGUGUGUAAAAUUUACCUUACUUUAAAAAAUGAAUUACAAAAAAUGAAAAAUUAUUCCAAAAGUUUAGCUACUGAGUAUACUUCCAUUAACCAAAACACAAGUAUACAUUUUAUCAUUUUUUUGAUUUAUCGUAUAUUAAUUUUUAAAAAGUUGUUAACUCAUACGUAUAUUAUUUACACUUUUUUUGAACGUUUAACAAAGUCGUUGGAUGUGAACGUGAACUGUCACGAUUAUCAUAGCACAAACAUAGACCUAACUACCCUGGUCCCCAUAUCUCGCUUUGAUGUUUCCUAUAGGGAAGCUUAUAAGGUUUACUCUCCCAAAGUUUUGGGUUGUCCUUUGCUCGUAAACUGUGGACAUAACGGAAGUAUGAACAAGGAAAAUCUAGACUUUUUUGGUCUUUGCCUGGAUUUCUAUCUAAAAGAGUACAUAUAA